AAAGAAAGAAAAGAGCAGCGUCUGUGGCUGUGCCGGUCGAGCACAAGUCAGCUUUAACCUUAACGCACAUCCAAAGCACAAGCCAUGAGCCGGGUCUGAGCCUGCAGAGCCUAGAAAAAAAACCCACUCACGACUGAGAGAGGAAUCCGAUGAGAGGAACGGCUCAGAGAGAGUGAGCUGCCGUAGAUUGUCCAAAGGGGCAGCGUUUCUCCCAGUUCCGGUUUGUCUGCCUGUGUGUGCUGCGCGAGUUGGGACCCUAAACAAAAGGCUGCCAUCAUCCUAAAGGAGAUAUUCAACUGCGAGAGCCCGUCUGCUUGAUGCUAACUAAACAUGAGCUCUUAUUUUGUUAACCCUCUUUUUUCUAAAUACAAAGGCGGCGAGUCACUGGAGCCAACUUACUACGACUGCAGGUUUCCACAAAGCGUUGCCCGCAGCCACACGCUGGUUUACGGACCCGGAGCAGCCGCACCGGGCUUCCAGCACCCGUCCCAUCAUGUGCAGGACUUUUUCCACCACGGGACCACGGGGAUCUCGAAUCCAGGAUACCAGCAAAACCCGUGCGCUUUGGCUUGCCACGGAGACGCAACGAAAUUUUAUGGAUAUGAAGCCCUUCCGAGGCAAACGCUUUAUGGUACCCAGCAAGACGCAAGCCUAGCGCAAUACCCAGACUGUAAAUCGUCGAGCAGCUCUAACCCCGGAGAAGGACAAGGCCACUUAAAUCAAAACUCUUCUCCCAGUCUUAUGUUUCCCUGGAUGAGACCCCACGCCCCAGGCAGACGGAAUGGGAGGCAAACCUACAGUCGCUAUCAAACUCUUGAACUGGAGAAGGAGUUUCUCUUCAACCCUUACCUGACCCGUAAGAGAAGGAUCGAGGUGUCCCACGCCCUGAGCCUCACCGAGCGACAGGUGAAGAUCUGGUUUCAGAACAGGAGGAUGAAGUGGAAAAAAGAGAACAACAAAGACAAGUUUCCGGGUCAGAGGGGAGAGGCUGAAGCCGAGGGCGAGGAGGAAGGCAACGAGGACGGUGAAGUGGAAGAGGCAGAAGAGAAAGAAGCGGAAGAGAAAGAAGAGACCAAGGAGUGAUUUUAUGGUCCUUUUUAUGGUUAUAUGGCUGAAAAAGGGAAGAAAAAGCAGAGAGAGAGGUCCCAUAAACAGAUGAAGAGUCACAUAAGGAGGCAGAGAGCGUCAACUUUAUGACCACCCUUUCAUUUUAUCAAGAGGGAACAGGAAUCCCGCUAAUAUUGUUGUCAUAAAUAGACAAAAUUCUCCCUUCUCACAAUUUUCCUAAUCCAUGAUUCGCACUGCUAUUUUUUUUUUAUUUUCAUUUUUCUCUAGAUGCUACACAAGCUUGUGGCAAUAAAUAAAUAAAAAUAAUUUCUUUGAUAGAAUUGUUGCCCUGCACAAAAAAACAAGGGGUGAAUUAAAACGCAUGUUAGAUGGAAAAAAA
Molecule: messenger RNA, 1447 nt
Organism: Solea solea (common sole)
Lineage: Eukaryota; Metazoa; Chordata; Actinopteri; Pleuronectiformes; Soleidae
Gene: hoxc8a
Product: homeobox C8a
Exons: 2
Coding region: 331-1083 (250 amino acids)
Biological process (GO): regulation of transcription by RNA polymerase II
Cellular component (GO): nucleus
Molecular function (GO): RNA polymerase II transcription regulatory region sequence-specific DNA binding; DNA-binding transcription factor activity, RNA polymerase II-specific
Source: RefSeq, a predicted model, not a curated record